Messenger RNA from Ambispora gerdemannii, 660 nucleotides. NCBI's taxonomy places the organism in Eukaryota, Fungi, Glomeromycota, Glomeromycetes, Archaeosporales, Ambisporaceae. The record is from the annotation of a GenBank genome assembly.
AUGUCCUUGGAAGCUUUCACACAAACUGCUAUUACCUCUUCCGAUCCUACUGCUGAAACCAAUCAACAAGACACAUCAACUUCUACACAUCAACAAGACACAUCAACUUCUACACAUCAACAAGACACAUCAACUUCUACACACGACCAAAUUCUUACAAAUGAUCAAGAUGCGCAACUACAAUCUCCAAUUACUCGUGUCAUAGUAAUUGCUAUUGACCAUUCUAGUCACAGUCAAUACGCGUUCGAUUGGGCGACUAAAAAUUUAUUGCGAAAGGAAACUGAUUUGGUAGUUUUGGUUAAUGUCAGACCAAUUACCUCAAUUCCUGGUCCAUACGCUAUAGGCGCAGCUUAUAUGGAUUUCAGCGACGUUGUUCUCAAUAUCGAGGAACAACAUCGUGCAAACAGCCAUCAACUUUUGCAGGAGUAUGCUUUGAAAUUGAAGCAACAGAACUUUGCGUGCAAAGCGAUUGCUAUGAGAGGUGAUGCACGCGAUGAAAUUGUUCGAAAGGUUGAAGAAGUCUGCGCGGAUUCUUUGGUAAUAGGAUCUCGUGGUUUAGGCGCACUAAAAAGAACCAUCUUGGGAUCUGUGAGCGAUUAUUGUAGCCACAUUUGUCGAUGCACCGUUAUUAUCGUCAAAGAACAUGAGAAUCGUCAUUGA